AGGAGGAGCUACUUGCGCUACUUCACACACUAGAUAGUUGCAUCAAACUCGCAGGGUUAGUUGGUAAACAAGAGAGGCGGGGAUACGUUCACGGAAACCAAGGUUUGCCGAGAACACUGGGACAGGACCAGCAUGGACACUACCGGAGAUGCAAACAGCUUGGUCGGUCCAUCCCUGGUCUUCCUCACUUUCUUGCAACAGAAGGGUUGCAAAAACGAUGACUUUGAACGAGAACUAACAGACUUGAAGAGGGACUUGAUACACGAUCAAGAUAUCAACUGCAACGGUGUCGGGCUCGUGUGUGCCGACGGCUCACUGAGCAGAGAACUGCACAGUGGGGAUGACGGUGAACUUCAGACGGACGGACACUCGCCUACCGUUCACCUUCAGAUGUUUGUACGAGCCUACCAUCCACUAGUGCAGGCGCCGCCACCACCAGUUCCAGUCCCUGACCCGGCUCUGAGGGACAUCGCCCAGGAGUUGAUCCAGAUUGCAGACCAGUUGGAGAACGAUGUGAUGGCCCGUGCAACAAACAACCUCUUGAGAUCCCUGCAGAAUUCUGAGAAAUGGGUGCGUGGUUGCCUGAUAAGGCAGAAAUGGAGCAGUCACCUGAAGCAAGCGGUGGAGCACGUGCACGUGUCUCUGCGGUGUGGCAACAGCCUGGGGGAUCUCCCUCAGGAGCGCGUGGCUCUGGCGCUCUCCCUCUCGCUCAUCAAGGGUGUGUGUGAGCACACUCCUCGUUUCCUCCGGGACCUCUUCCACAUCUGGCAGCAGCAGCACAUAAGGUGACCCCCUCCUCCCCUCUCCACCUGACCCGACCCAAGGACUAAAUGAAGGACAUUGUAACUCAGGUGAGAGACCAGGCCUCUCUGACUCUGAUUCCAACAUAAAUAGUAUAUUUGGCUACAGUUGUUGUCCAAUAUGAAACAAAUGUGGCAAAGUUAAGAGUCACAGAAAGAAGAAUUUGUCAGUGAAUGUAAUUCCAGGAAUGUUUGUUUUGGAUGUUUCUAUUCUUCUACAUCUAUAGAUCAGUUGUGUAGUCCAUUUGUCAAAACCCUGUGGGUAUUUUCCCUGACUUUAAAUGCAGACUGUAUUCGCACCCUUUAGCACAAGCAGAAACACAUAGUACAGGAUUCUCACUGUAAGUCAUGAAUGAAUAAAUGGGCAUUGAAUAAGUAAAGUUGGGCAUAAUCAAGACUGUAAUCUGAGCACGCAAACCACUUCCCUAGGUAGGUGAGGUGAGGUGGUUUAGGAGGCAUUUGACCUCAUAACCUUGCAGUGUAAAUCCUGAAGUACUCUGAUAGUUCCCUGAAAUUUGUUUUUUUUUGAAGAGGAAGGAAUUGUCUUGGAUUGUGAUGUGUGCCUCGAAAUGUUUCUUUCAUGCUCGCUGACUCUUCUUUAUUUUUCUUGGUAGGGGCUAACCACUGCCUUCUUUGCUGUUCCUGCUUCUGUCCAGCUGAAUUUUUGAACAUAUUUGCCUUCUUCCUCUUUUGCUUAAACGUGUUAUGUGAAGGAAAGGGAACAGUAAGAAAGUAAGAAGAAAAAUGAAAUUGUUAUUUUUGUACUGUUUGUAUUUUUGAGAUUAAAAAAAAAAGUGUCAUAAA
Messenger RNA from Sardina pilchardus (European sardine), 1604 nucleotides. It is a transcript of the gene bida, whose product is annotated as BH3 interacting domain death agonist. Gene Ontology annotation, biological process: positive regulation of intrinsic apoptotic signaling pathway; apoptotic mitochondrial changes; positive regulation of extrinsic apoptotic signaling pathway. Lineage: Eukaryota; Metazoa; Chordata; Actinopteri; Clupeiformes; Clupeidae. Gene Ontology annotation, cellular component: mitochondrion; cytosol; cytoplasm. Bases 133 to 789 code for a protein of 218 amino acids. The record is from RefSeq and is a predicted model, not a curated record. The transcript is spliced from 4 exons.